CACGAGCCCGUCCAGGGGGUCCCGUACAGCAUGGGCAGCAGCAGGUUAGCCGCGGGCAUCCUCCUCAUCCUCAUCAUCACCCUUCAGGUGCCGCCGAGCCUCGGGCAGAGGUCAAGGCCGACAUCCGCAGAAACGAGGAAACGCUUACAUCAAAGGCUGCAGAGGCUGGACGAGCAGUUUAGAAGAUUCCAGGAGAUGACACUCACGCAUCUUAGGAGCAUUGCUGAAAGCUCCAACCUCUCCACCAGUAUUGACACCCGCUUUCACAUGCUGACCCGGCAGUUAGAGAGCAUCUCCCGAGAGCUGAGCUCUUUCCGGACGGAGGCUGAGCGGGAUCUCCAAUCGCUGAAGUCUUGGAGCCACAAGCUGCGGAGGAAGACCAAGCGUCUGGAGCUGAGGCUGACCAGAACCGAGCGGGUGAUGAAGGAAAUCAGUCGUCUGGCUCUGAAUCAGCUCCACAAACAUAAGGCAGCUAUGGUCAACCUGACCCAGGAGCUGGUGACCCACCGGGGCCGAAUUAAUGUUGUGGAGGCCCGGCAGGGUGAGAUUAAAGUCCUUCAGGAGGCCUUUCAGAAACAGAUCAGUAAGCUGGACAGUCAGGUGAGGAGCAUCCAGAGACCUCUGCUUGGUACUUACCUUGUCCGUUCUGAAAAUGCACUGAACAGAACCGUGCAGGGUCCAGCUUUCACAAAAAGAAAGGAGAAGACACGUCUGUCCAAAGAUUCCAAAGACGAAAGGAUGAAAAACAGGGUUCUGCUGAGAGCCACCAGGCAACCAGACCACAUGACAGUGGCAACAUUCAUGCAAACCAAUAUGCCACCCACAUCACAGUCUGUCCAAGAAGAGCAGACCAACACUCUCCUUCAUCUUCCUCAACGACACAAGAUCCCGCAGAACUACACGCCAAAGAAAGCUGCUACAAUCUGCAACGUGAACUCAGUGCUGUUUUUUCCAUCAGCAUCAACUGAAAACUACGUCACAUUCCGCACCCGGUUCCUGACCAGCAUCCACGAGCUGUCUAUCUGCACCUGGCUGAGGGUGGAUGCUGAGUAUAUGGGCACACUUCUGUCUUACGCCACAGAGGCUAACGACAACACACUGGUCCUCUAUGGCCGCAGGUCUAGUUUGCUGGGCAACAUGGACUUUGUGAUUGGAGACCCAGCCUACCGUGAACUGACCACAGACCACAUGCUCGACGGACAGUGGCACCAUAUUUGUGUGGUUUGGUCUUCCAUCGAAGGUCGAUUUUGGCACUACAUGGACCGGCGCCUCAUCUCCACUGGGUCCAGGUUCCAGAAGGGCUAUGAAAUCCCUCCUGGUGGCUCCUUCAUCCUGGGACAGGAGCAGGACACUUUAGGAGGAGGGUUCGACCAGGCCGAGGCGUUUGUGGGCAGACUGGCUGGCUUUGCCUUGUGGACCCGGGCACUAAGCCCUGCUGAAGUAUCUGGGCUAGCCAGUGGAAGAGGCAUGCCUAGAGGAGCAGUGCUGACAUUGGAUGAUGUGAAUGUUCUGCAUGGCUCAGUUAAGCAAGUGAUCUGUGAAUGCCUGGAACAUUGUAUUUAAAGUCAUGAUUUGGUGCAAGAAAUCCUUUUUUUUAAUUUUUUUAAAUCUGCUUCAUCCCAAAUGUAAUCAAUCAAAUCCACCAGUUAGCAUUAAGCAGCAGCAACUUUAUACAGUAUAUAAAAAGCAUACCAAAAAUAAUAAGACAAUUGUCAGUAGACUAAAUGGGCUUCAGGGCCUCAAAAACGCGACCCUAACUGCAACCAUAUAUUUAUUCAGUUAUUCAGCAGCCUUCCCUCCGCUGACCUCGUAUCUUGUUGUCACUAAAAGAAAUAAAAGCAGAUGGUGGUGUAUACUUUUAUAUUUAUAUGUUACAAUUUUUACACAAAUCUGUAAAGAAAUGUGACAUUAAA
Molecule: messenger RNA, 1913 nt
Organism: Astyanax mexicanus (Mexican tetra)
Lineage: Eukaryota; Metazoa; Chordata; Actinopteri; Characiformes; Acestrorhamphidae
Gene: ptx4
Product: pentraxin-4
Exons: 4
Coding region: 31-1563 (510 amino acids)
Source: RefSeq, a predicted model, not a curated record